Molecule: messenger RNA, 3372 nt
Organism: Necator americanus (New World hookworm)
Lineage: Eukaryota; Metazoa; Nematoda; Chromadorea; Rhabditida; Ancylostomatidae
Exons: 25
Coding region: 1-3372 (1123 amino acids)
Source: RefSeq, a predicted model, not a curated record
AUGACGAAUCAAACAACUGAUCGAGUAGCGGUGCAGGCAACUGACAGCCAGGAAUGGGGAAAAAUAGGACGUAUCGUCUGCAGGGAAAGGACGGAAUUUUGCGACGCAAAUUCAAAUUUCGAUACAAAAACGCCAGUAGGCUUUUUUGGCUCCAUGCUAUUGGACGAAAAGAAGAAGGAAGCGCUGCUGUUCUGGUUUAACACAUAUGGAACCUCCAUAAAACUCGAUAAUGUGGACUCGCUGCGGGAUUUAUGGCAACAUCAUAUCCCGUCACUCUUAAAUUGUUUGAAGACUGAUCGCAAUAUUCGCGUUACCUCUUCGAGUGCUCUAAACAUUUACCAAGAAGUAAUCUCAUAUCUUUUCGCUUCUACUGGUCAAGAGAAAUUUGUCGAAUCGCUUACAGCUGAAAAAGCCGCCGAAGGCAACGAACUCGAAAUUGGCAAGUUUUUGGCAGUUUUACUCAAUGAAAUUCGGAUAUCCAAGGACAAUGCUAUCACCGAUAGCGUAGCUGUAAUGCAGAAAUACGGUUACGAUUUACCGCUGAGUGACAUCUUGAGUGUUUUCGACGAGGAACGGGAUGAUUGGUGGUCGAUUAUGGUCAGUCAUUCUCAUUCCACGUCGCCUGAUGGCCGUAAUCUGCAGUUUGUAACUCCGCGUCGAUCCACUUAUUCAGUAGAAGAAUUUACGGGAAUGUCAGUUAAUCGCGCGUCGUUCAUAACUCCACGUUGUCCUCCACGUCGUCCAGAUUCUAAUGCGUAUACAGUGGGUCGUUGUGACGGAAGCCCCCUUAUGGAAGCUCUCAACUCACCAAAAGUUCGGGAACUUCGACGUGAGCGAGAAAUUAAGACUCUUCGCAAACAGCUGAAUGACUUUGAAGAUCAACUGAUGGUAGCAGAUAAGAAGAACGCAGAGUUGAACCAACAAAUCGAGUCUCUCGUCAAUGAACUAUGUGAGAAAAAGGCUCGUAUACGCGAACUGGAGUCGGUUAAUAGAAUUUCCCAGCAGACUAGGGAUGACUUAGAAGAGAAAGUUCUCUUUUUGUCGAAGCAACUAGAAGUUUAUCAACGACAAAACGAAAGUCAGAAAGAAAGGCUCGCCUCUUACAAGGAGUCUAACGAAAAAUUGGAAGAUUCUAAGGUUGAGUUGACAGAACAACUAAAGGCAAAAGAAGACACUCUGACAGCUGUGAAAAGAGAACUACGCGAUGUGAAGGAUGAGUUAUAUAAAGAGAUUCAGACAAAAAGAAGUUUGGAAAGCGAGAGAAACAAUAUAGGGAGAGUUUUGGAGGAACUGAAGAGGAAUUCUGAGUUGGAUCGCGAACAGUAUCAUGCUGCAAUCUCGGACUGCAGGAGACGUUACGAGGAAGAGAACUCGAAGAAUAUGGCCUUGUAUUCCGAGGAAAUGGAAAAGAAUGCCGCCCUUCAAAGUGAAAUUCGAGAAAAAUCCGAGCAGAUAGAGGAACUUCAGCGAAAAUUCAACGCUGAGAAGUGUUUGCUCGAGCAAAAUAUCGAAGAUUUGAAGAGGAGCUGCCGACAAAAAUGCGAAAAUGUGACUAAAAGAUUAAACGAAACCCAGACUGAGCUGGAAAUUUCGCAAGAGCGCAACAGAUCCUUGACUAAGGAACAUGAAGAAGCUCUCCAGCAUCUGGAAAGUGUCCAUUCAGCGGAAACAAAUAAGCAAGACGUUCAGCUGAGUGCUGCUCGUGCCCGUAUAAAUGAGCUUGAAGAGGUCGUAACCAAGAAAGAGCGAGCCAUUCUUGAUCACCGGAAGGAGCUCGCAUGUCUGGCGACACAAAAGGAUGCUAUUGAAGUCGACCUUGCGAAGGCACUGGCCGAAAUGAGGAGAAAGGACGAGGAACUGGAUGAAACCAAGCGAACAAUUGAGAAGUCUUUGAUAGAAGUGGAGUCUUUGUCGACGAAGCAUGCAGAGGCCGUUCGCUCACUAGAGUGCUUAAAAACACAAGAAGCGAAACUUCAAACAAAUGUUGAGGAAAAAGAAACAAAAAUCGCCGAGUUGGAAAAAACUGUUGAAGAGUUAGGAAUGUUGAAGGAAGCAUAUGACAAGGCUUCUGAAGACUUGACCCGUAUUCAUCAACUUCACGACAUCGAAAGGAAGCGAUUUGAGAAAAUUGAAAUGGACAUGAGAGAUGCAUUUGAAGAGGAAAAGCUCAAGAAAGAGGAGCUCACCACGCAAGUAUUGGAGCUUAAAGAAGAUUUGGAGAACGAAGAAAGCGCUAAGACGGAGCUGGAAGAAGAGAUAUAUGAAUGUCGUGCUGAAAUCGAAUCAAAAACCAGCAAGAUCAAUGAGCUCUCUGAAAAUUUGGAUAACGCUCAGUCACAGAACCGAGAACAGUUCGAAGCACUAGAAUUUUUAAAAGAGGAAUUGAAGGUCACCUUGGAAGAAGGAACUGCUACCAAAGCGGACUGCGAAAAAUUGCGAGAAAAAGACAGAGUGAGAACUGUGCAGCUUCAUAACCUCAUGGAGAAGUUCCAAUUCGUCGAAGACCAUGUAGUUCUGUCGAACGAAAGGAGCAGUAAGCUGGAAGCAGAAAAUCUCACUCUGAAAGAAAUGAUUGACAUGUACGAGUUAGCUUUCAUGCGAUCUACUCGAGAGCCAAUGAAAGAAUCGUCCACAUCAUCGUUAGAAAGGUCCGAAGCCGCUCUGCUCAAGAACGCUGAAAUUUCGCCGCAAGUAUUACCUUUAUUCACGACCUCCCUGGACGAGCCAUCGGUAAUGGAGACAAGAAGUCUCAUUGGACCUUCAUAUGCUAGAGACUUUUUGAAAACAUUGUUAACAAAAUUCUUCAACAUUUGGAAAAAGAAGAGCUUUGUGCGAGCGGCAACGUUACUAACAAAAAUUGAGGUGCCGGCUCCUUCUCCUUGGGACGACAGGAAUUUCCUUGUGAAGAAAGUUGUUGAAAAAUGCGACGCUGCAACAUCCGUAUCGGAUCUAGCCCUCAUAUCGUCACUUCAAGCUGUUUCACAAUCAAAUCUAACCAAUGCCCUCACUGGUAGCGAUCUCAGCCUAGCUACAACUAGAGCGGCCAGUCAAAGCCGUCAAUCUUUGGCCAGGUCAGACUUUUCGAGGCCAUCCACAUCGGAUUUGUCAAUUGACCUGCGGAAACGAGAUGAUAUUUCGGUGUCUACUGACCGAUCGAGGCUCAGUGAACUUCAAAAAAGAAAUGCCAUGUUGCAUCCAGCAAUGCGAUGCGCAUACGCCACUGAAUUGACCAGCUAUGGAUCACCUUCAGGAAAUGAGAACACUAUUAAGCAUGGAACCACCAGAAAAAAAGGCAAAAAGCUUAUGGAAAGAGCUGCAUCGUACGUGAAGAAGAAGUUGCCCAUGUCCGAAUCGACAAAUUCUAUUCAAUAA